ACCUUUUAAAUUAUGAUCACAAGAAAUUAAAUUAAUCCAUGUCUAGUAUUGUCUAGAUGAAGGUUACCUGAAGCAAGCUUUACUGGCACAUACGUCAUACUUACAGAUACUAAAAGAGACAAUGAAGACUGUAUUUAUUUGCCUCUGUCUUACAAGUCUUGUCUGGGCUUUUCCUGUUCAUGAGUCUCAGUCAGAUAGCUCAGAGGCAGACAGUAGAUCAUCAGAAUCAAGCAUCCAGAGCUCUGAACAGAAGUAUUAUUCAAGGGGAGGAGUUACCCCCCAGUAUAAGGAAGAAGAUAUUAGUGGCGUUGAUGAUGAAGUCACUAUUGACCAAAAUUCAGCUGCUGUUUUAGAUGCAGUUGAUAGUGUAGGCCACUCAGACGAAGUCUCAAAGGGAGAAGAACAGAAAAAUGUAUCCCAAUAUGAUUACGAGACAGGACAGAUAACAGAACAGCUGACUCUGGGCUCAGAUGAUACCAGUGAUCACACUGAGAGUAAAGAAAGUGAAGAUAACGCUGAGAAUGGCAGUGGCAAUCAUUCAGAAAAUGGUGCAAGUCUAGAUACCAGUGAUUUUGCCAUGAGUCCUGAUAAUAAUGAUAGUGAGGAUGAAGAUGAUAAUUAUAGUGAUUAUGAUGCUCCUAACAUAUCUAGUGCCCGCAACAGUCAUGAAAUUAUUGGAAAACAAAGUGAACACCAUGAUGACUAUGAUGAGGAUGUAAGUGUCAAGAGCGGGGAAAGUAGACAGGGCAAAGACAAUUUUGACUGUAGUGAGAACAACAAAGAAAAUGUUGAUAAUGAAAACAAUAAAAUGAAUAAAGCUCAACAAUUUAGCCAAGAGCACAGCUAUGAAUAUGAUAUUGAAGAGAUGCAAAAUGAUGAUUCAAAUCCACUGCUGAGCAGCACCGAUUCUAGCAUAAAUCUGGAUCUUACUAUCAGUACGUCAAAAGAAAAAAGGAAAGAUGUCAGUAGGAAGAAACAACCAGGAAAAGGCAUAAAUAAAAAGAAGUCCAAAGGAUUUACCAAGAACAAAGUCAAACACAUCUCAGAUAAUAAAGGCUUGCAAAAGCAUGGUAGCAAAUCUAUGGAGGACCAGUUGAAUUCAGAAGAGACACACAGCUUAGAAAACAGAGAUUCCCCCCUACAUGGAAGCAAUAACAAAUUUGAAAAACAGACAAGUAUUUCAGUUGAAGAUACUCAUUCGGAGGAAGAUAUCAUUCCCCCACACAAGGAUGCAAGUCACUCAAAGGAAGAAAUCAGACUUAAACAAUAUGUAACUCAAUCGAAGGAGACCAACAGCAGGUCAAAAGAGGUGAUCAGUCAUUCAGAGGAAGAUGUUACACAAUCAAAGGAAGAUGGCACUCAAUCUCACAAGGAUGCAAGUCACUCAAAAGAAGAAAUUAGACUUAAACAAUAUGUCACUCAACCGAAGGAGACCAACAGCAGCUCAAAAGAGGUGAUCAGUCAUUCAGAGGAAGAUGUUACACAAUCAAAGGAAGAUGGCUCUCAAUCUCACGAGGAUGCAAGUCACUCAAAAGAAGAAAUCAGACUUAAACAAUAUGUCACUCAACUGAAGGAGACCAGCAGCAGGUCAAAAGAGGUGAUCGGCCAUUCAGAGGAGGAUGUUACACAAUCAAAGGAAGAUGGCUCUCAAUCUCACGAGGAUGCAAGUCACUCAGAAGAACAGGUAAGCCUAUCAAAAGAGUUAGACACUCAAUCUAAGGAGAGCAGGAGCUCAUCAAAAGAGACCCAGGAAUCAGAAAAUCAGUCCAAGGAGAGUAGGAGCUCAUCAAAAGAAAUUGAUCAGUUAACACAGUAUGCACUGAAACCGAAAAAAGAUGUGAAUCCAUCAAAUGAGGACAUAAAACAUAGCCUGUCAAAAGAGCAUAUUUCAAAAUCGAAAGAGAUAAGUGAGUCAAAGGAGGAUAUUACACAUUCAAUAGAGGAUGUCUCAGAGUCUGAAGAAGACACCACUGAAUCAGAAGAGGACACAAUUCAUUCAGAGGAAGAUAUUACUCACUCAUCAGAAGAAGUUAGCCAGAUUAAACAAAUUCAAAGUAACUCAAAAGAGAAUGAUAUGCUAAAAACUGGCAUUAAAACAGAUGAUAAAAGCCAAUCUAGGGAAGACAUUAGUACUGAGUCAGAGGAAAUUCCCAACACUAACUCACAACAGAGUGCUAGCAAGUCAGAGGAAACCGAUGCCACAUUAGAACAACUUCAAAGUCAUGAAUCAACAUUGAUGAGGUCCAUUGUGCUUGCAAAUGGCACAGUGCAUGACAGUAUAUCCUCCAGCAAGUCAACAGAACAUUUAAGUGUUUCCAGAGAAGACACUACCAGCAAUUCAGUUUACGACACAAAAGACAACAUAACUGAAGAGGAUGAUGAAAGUCAUUCUAGAGAAAGUGUAGAAUCAAUUGAAGUGAGUCCUAAUGAUUCCAGUGAGUCUGAAGAGGAUGCCAAAGCAUCAGUUAGCAAUGAAAUUGAUAGCAGAAGAUUAAUGUUUGAUAUGUAUCGACGUAAAGCCAUAGGAAAUGAUAAUGAUUGCCAAGAUGGUUACUAGGACAUAAGUGAAACCCAAAGCUAAGAGUCCUCAUUAACAUCAUGCUGUUUAUAGUGUUGUGAGACAUUUCAUUGUAGUAUUGUUUCAGAAAUUUUUCAUUGAUAUGGCUCUAUAUUGACUAUACACAUAUUUGAAAACAUAACCUACUGUCUAUAUGGCAUAGUUCAUCUAUGCUAUUUUAUUUAUUUUUAUGACAAUAUGAUAUAAGCUAUUUUGGGAAUUAAAAAUCUGGUAAUACCUCAA
Molecule: messenger RNA, 2800 nt
Organism: Xenopus tropicalis (tropical clawed frog)
Lineage: Eukaryota; Metazoa; Chordata; Amphibia; Anura; Pipidae
Gene: dmp1
Product: dentin matrix acidic phosphoprotein 1
Source: RefSeq, marked provisional